Messenger RNA from Drechmeria coniospora, 4134 nucleotides. RefSeq lists its product as uncharacterized. NCBI's taxonomy places the organism in Eukaryota, Fungi, Ascomycota, Sordariomycetes, Hypocreales, Ophiocordycipitaceae. The transcript has a single exon. The record is from RefSeq and is a predicted model, not a curated record. The coding region runs from base 1 to 4134 and encodes 1377 amino acids.
AUGCGUGCCUUCUCAUUUUGCUUUCUUUUGUGCUCCAUCUUCCUAACCUCAGUCAACCUUUGCCAUGGCGCUCCUCCCCUACCCCUGGACACCAGAGCUUCUUUUUUCGUAAGCCCGAGCGACCUUUCCUUGGUGCCGACUAGCUAUUUCCCCAACCAAAUUGAACUCCUUUGCGUCAACGAUGCCAAAGGAAAGCGACUACUGAGCGAAGAGGCCCUCGUAAACCUAGGAAUCGACGGUAUUAUGGUUUUGGGCACCUUCCCUGAUGAAUAUGCCGCACUCUUCAAAUUGCCGGCGCUCGUGGGCAAAGUUCGAAUGGUCCGUGGGUUUGCAAACAACCCUUUAUUGGGAGAUGUAACCAGUCGCGCGAUCCAGGAUGCUAUUUAUGGUAUUUAUUAUGACUCCUCGAACCACCGUUAUCAAGGCCAACCGGGAAGAAGAAUACUCAUUUAUCAGUUUCGGGGUAAUACGUUGGUCCGGGGAAUCGCCGCGCUUCUGUCGGCGAAUGCCCAAGUUGAAGCAGGUAGUACCCCGACAGCCCUGGACCUGAGUCAUAUUCAUGGAAUUUCCGAGGACCGUGCCAAGGAGAUUCUGAGGGCCUUGACAACAACUGGUACAGGCCUUCAAGCAAAGCCAACAACGAUGGUCGUUCGUGAGCGAGACCUCGUACAGAUAGUCAAGAACCUGUAUCGCACCGCCUUCUCGACCACUCUUCGACUAUUUACGAAAGAUUCCUUCAACGACCUGCGCAUUAGAGGAAUCUUUAUCAUUGUCGUCAUCGGUGAGCGUUAUCCUGAACUUGAGGCGGCAGUACAGCGGCACAACUCGGCCAAUGCGGCGGACCAGUUCUCUGUCGAGACAAUGAUCCUAAACGAAGACGAAACCAACAACUUGCGGAUUUACGCUCGGGCUCUUCGAGAGCUUGUCGAUAAGUAUGGUGAAAAACCUAUCGUAUUCACUCAGAGAAAAGGCAAUACGGGGACCGGGACCAUGGCGGGGAUGAUCUCGGUUCAUCAAAAAUCUCGCGAGGGUGCGGAACCUCUCGGUGAUCCGUCCAUGUUAGCGUGGACGCAUAGGAUUUCGAUCCAUCAUGGCCGUGCCCUGGUCGAACUCGGGGUAGCGUUGCGCACAUUGAGAGCCGGUGAACAAGGGACUGAAGUUGGCAACCCCACGACGGGCGCCGGGCCCAGUGCCGAUCGCAACCCAGCGAUCGAAGGGCCCGGAGGCGAAUAUCGCAACCCUGCGAUGGGCCGUGGGGCCAGUACCGACCGCAAGCCGACGAUCGGAAGAGCAGGGGCCGAAAAUGGCAAGCCAAAGACGGGCGGGCCUGGUACCGACGAUGCAGACAGUGGCAUUUCCGAGGGAGAGGAAGAGACCAUCACCGAUGCAGGCCGUGACGCUGCCGAACAAAGGCACAAGAUCCGCCCGGUAAGAAGCAGGGGGUUGAGGCCCUACAACCUCUGGCGCACAGCACCUCAAAAUGGUGAGGGAUCUAUCGGGCCCGACCUUCUCGAAUAUCUUCGCACUGCCAAGAACGUGGACACCAUCGUCGUCAUUGGCUCGGCUUCUGAUCAAGUCGCAAAAUUCCUUGCAUCUCCGGCGGUCCAGCGUACGUUUCGGGUCAUCCAUGUAACAUCAGGCGACGGACCUACUCUCAACUCAAUCUGGGAGGCCCUUCAUGGAAUUUACCGUACCCCCCAGAACCGGCUUAUUCAAGACCAGGUUCCGCAAGGCGCAUUUCUUUUUCAGGCGAAAAGCAGUGAGGCCGUUGGCGCAACGGCUGCGUUUAUAGACUUGAAAGCACAAGCAGCUUUCCCCCCAAACCCUGAAAAACCCGACGAGACCGCGGAUCAAGGACCAGAUGAGGCUGCUCGUCAACAACCAAAGGCGGGUGCGGGUCGACGGCCAAUGGAGGCUGCAGGUCAACGACCGGAUGAGGCCGCAGCUCAACGACCAGAUGAGGCUGCAGGUCAGCAACCGAAUGAGGAUGUUGUUCAAGGACCAAGCGCGGUUGAGGUGGGAAAACGUCAUGGAAUAAAAGAAGAAACUGCCGCACAUAUGAUCAAGGCCGUCCACGACAGUCUCAAUUUUCAUGCAGAUAAAGCAGCGGAAAUUACGGAGCGAGACCUUGUAGAGAUUAUGGGUGUUGGCCCCGACCGGAGACUGUUUCGCGCAGGACAGUCGACCUUUGCGCGAUUCUAUACGCAGAAAUCGCUCAAGCUCGUGCGUAACUUGGGAGUCGACACUAUAGUCAAUUUGGGUCCAGAUGACGAACUGGAAAAGCAGGUAGAGCUGUUCAACAGGGCCAACCAUAACACGCCGGGGAAUCAGAUAAGAAUCUUGAACGUCCCUCUUGGGGCGGAUCUUGCCGAAACUACCGCCCUCUUUGCAGAGGCUAUAAAGGAGGGCGGCUUCGGAGCAGGCGUCCUGAUUACCCAGCGUUUAGGCAAUGACGAGAUUGGGUUGAUGACUGGGUUGGCCCUAUUUUAUGAACAACUUCGCCAUGGUAAGGGGCAUACCUAUAACCCGAAGGCCUUGGCUCUCAGGAAUAUGAUGUCGCUCGCACAUGGCAAUGCCAUGGCCGAUCACAUGUACUCGACGGUGCAUGGGCCUAGCACUUCUAACGUAGGGCCUCCGCCGGCAAAGUUUGCAAGGAAGGAUCCCCCGUCCGAUGGAAAAGCCGAAGCAAAGGGCGGCAGAUCAAUCCAAUUUGCAGCCGAUUUUGCCGACAAGGACAGACAUCAAGUCAAAUGGUACGAGAGAACCCAAAAGGCUUUUAUUGGGCAGGAACCCAUUAUCGAGGUUCAGGGUGUGAGCGGCGGCGGCGGCGGCGGGAAACUAUAUCGUAUUGUGCCCUCGGAUUUUAUCAAGUACUUACCCUCCAAUGAGCCCUCGACCUCGAACGAGCAUGCAACUCCGAACGAGCACGCAACUCCGAACGAGCACGCGACUCCGAACGAUCACUCGACUCCGAACGAGCAUUCUGCCUCGAGCGAGGAACUAGUAUUUACAGUAGAUGGGUUAUUGGCCUUGCAUCGGAUAUUCGGAAUCAAUACAAUUAUCGAUGCCGGCGAAACUGGUAGAAUUGCAAGAGAAGUAAGGCGGUACAAUCAGUUUAUUACCGAGAACCUGGGCAAUCCAGAGAUGCAGGUCCAUGCAGGAAUGAUUAUCAAUGUUGUGACGCUAGCUAACGGGCCCAAUCAUGCUGACAAUAUUGCCCGUGUAACAAAGUUUAGUUUGCAAGCUCUUGGCAAACAAAAACACAUCCUGGUUGCUCAGAAGUUAGGUAGUGAAGCGAGCAGUUUGGUAAUUGGGCUGAUCCGGGUUCUUCGACAAGAUCCCCAAGAUAAUACACCUAUUAACAAUCCGGAAGAGAUGGCGAGGAUAAACAUGAUUCGGAAUCCCGAAAUUGCCAAGUUCCUGGUCUUGGUACAAGAAAUGAUGCGCAAUGGAAAUCUAGAUUUGGCCGGUCUGGGGGCGGCGUUCAAUGACGCUCCUCGACCUCAGACUCCACCUCCACAGCAUAACAUUGCCGGCCGUACAGGCGAUGACAGUGCCAGAGGUGUCCUUGCUGGCAAUAAUGGCAAACCGGGUGAACCUAAGCCGCCCCAAAUAUCGGAGACGGUGCGGGAAGACGGUCGACCCUACAAUCCUCCCCAGAGUGCACACCAGAGUCAACCCCUCGAGCAUAGACCGGGUUCCUAUCAUACAGGCGAUGAUGUUACUAGCAGUAUCCUUACCGAUAAUGAUGGCGAGCCCGGUGAACGUCAGCCGUGGCCAAUAUCGGAGAUGGUGUGGGAAGACGCCCACCCCAACAAUCGACCCCAAAGUGCAUCCCAGAGUCAACCGUUCGAUCAUAGAACGGGUUCCUAUAAUGCAGGCGAUGAAAAUGCCGGCGAUGACAACGCCGGCGAUGACAAUGCCGGAGGUGUCCUUACCGAUAAUGAUGGCUUCCCCGAAGCCAAGGAAGUUCAAGAGCCUACACCGCCUACAGAGCCAAAAGAAAAUUCCUCAGGAAGGCCCCAGAAAGGCCGGAAUAGCCCCAAUACGUCUGGCUCAGCCUCAAACCGACAACAUGGACAGGAUCAUGGACAGGAUCAUGGACCGGGACGGGGUCGGCCUGGCCCCCAUUAG